AGGAUUGUGCCGGCUGUUUUUCAUGGAGAAAGUCCAGGGAGAAAUGGAGAUUGAGAGAUGGGAAAGAAGUGAAGAGAUUUCAGACGCAGAAAAAAAGGUUAUUCAAGAGACAUGGAGCAGAGUAUAUGCAAACUGCGAGGACGUUGGGGUCUCCAUACUUAUCAGGUUUUUUGUCAACUUCCCCUCGGCCAAGCAGUACUUCAGCCAGUUCAAGCACAUGGAGGACCCAUUGGAGAUGGAGAGGAGCUUGCAACUGCGUAAGCACGCUCGGCGGGUCAUGGGUGCCAUUAACACUGUGGUGGAGAACCUCAAUGACUCCGAAAAGGUGUCCUCUGUUCUGGCCCUGGUGGGCAAGGCGCAUGCCCUCAAGCACAAAGUGGAGCCCAUCUACUUUAAGAAACUCACUGGUGUCAUGCUGGAGGUCAUUGCUGAAGAAUACGCCAACGACUUCACCCCGGAGGCGCACGGUGCCUGGACCAAGAUGAGGACCCUCAUCUACACCCACGUGACGGCGGCGUACAAGGAGGUGGGCUGGGCGCAGUACCCCACCGCCACCCUGUGAGCGGCCAGCGGGGCCAGGCGAGGGGCAGGGAGGGCUUCGCUCACCCCAGGACUUCACUCUGGUCUCUUCUCAAGAUCUUCGCUCAGUCUAGGGAGCCCGGUAGGGCCAGCUCUGUUAGCUGCCAAGUCACAAUUUGAUCUCCAUGGGGUUUAAAAACAAACUAAAUAAGC
Messenger RNA from Haliaeetus leucocephalus (bald eagle), 732 nucleotides. RefSeq names its product cytoglobin (gene CYGB). The transcript has 3 exons. Gene Ontology annotation, biological process: oxygen transport. Bases 23 to 562 code for a protein of 179 amino acids. Lineage: Eukaryota; Metazoa; Chordata; Aves; Accipitriformes; Accipitridae. Gene Ontology annotation, molecular function: oxygen binding; heme binding; iron ion binding. The record is from RefSeq and is a predicted model, not a curated record.